UUCAACAUGGCGCCGGCAGCAGCAGAAUCAAAGAAAGAAAAAGAUGUCAAAAAAGAUGAAUCUAAGACUAAAGAUGAACCAAAAAAAGAGGAGGAAGUAGAACUGAGUGAGGAGGAUAAGCAGCUUCAAGAGGAGCUCAAUAUGUUGGUGGAACGGCUUUCGACAUUUAUCAGAAGAAAUCAGAGCUGAAUAUAAUGAAAGAGCUUUGAAAGAAAUAUCCAUGGAGCAGCUGAUAGCCCUUGCAAUGGAGAUUAUACCAUAUGACAUGCAGCACAAUGCCGAGACUGAUGCAUGUGACCUACUGAUGGAGAUAGAGCAGCUKGACAAGCUAGAGAAAUACACAGAUGAAAACAACUUCCAGAGAGUGUGCUUGUAUUUGACAAGUUGUGUUAAUUAUGUACCUGAACCAGAGGAUGCAACAUUAAUAAGGACAGCUUUGAGUAUAUUUAGAAAGUUUGACAGAUUGCCAGAAGCUAUGAAACUUGCUAUACAAUUGAAUGACACCAAUCUUGUCAAAGAAAUCUUCAUGGCUUGUACGGGAAGUGCUGAGAAAAAGCUUAUUCAAAAGCAAAUGGCAUUCAUGUUAGCAAGACAGCAAUUUUUCCUGGAGUUAGAUGAAGACAUGGAAGACUAUGAAGACAUUAUGGAAAUUAUGUCAAAUUCUCUUUUGAACAACAACUUUUUAAGCCUUGCUAGAGAGCUGGACAUYAUGGAACCGAAAGUGCCAGAAGAUAUUUAUAAAACACACUUGGAAAAUAAAGGWAUAUCAAGUGGAGUUUCACUAGAUUCAGCUCGUCAAAACCUUGCUUCAUCGUUUGUUAACUCCUUUGUUAAUGCUGGUUUUGGUGUUGAUAAACUUUUGACUGAAGAUGGUAACAAAUGGAUUUAUAAAAACAAAGAACAUGGUAUGAUGAGCACAACGGCUUCUCUUGGUUUGAUACUAUUAUGGGAUGUUGACGGAGGCUUAACACAAAUUGAUAAAUAUCUGUACUCGUCAGAAGACUACAUUAAGGCUGGGGCUUUACUUGCUUGUGGUAUUGUCAACUCAGGAGUUCGCAACGACUGUGAUCCAGCUAGAGCUCUCUUAUCAGACUACGUUCUCCAUAAUAGUAAUGUCAUGAGAUUAGGUUCUGUAGUGGGACUUGGUCUUGCUUAUGCUGGUUCAAACAGAGAAGAUAUCUUGUCACUUCUCUUGCCUGUUCUUACUGAUUCAAAGUCAAAUACAGAGGUGAUUGGCAUGGCAUCUGUUGCCUGUGGUAUGGUUKCUAUAGGAACAUGUAAUGUAGAUGUUACGUCAACUAUUCUUCAAGCAAUGAUGGAACAGACUGAAACACAAUUAAAAGAUACYUAUGCCAGGUUCCUUGCCCUUGGCCUUGGAUUGACCUUUCUUGGUAAACAAGAAGCAGUAGAAGCAACCCUCGAAGCACUCAAAGUUGUACCACAGCCUCUUGGCAAGUGGGCUUCAAUACUUGUAGAAAUCUGUGCCUAUGCAGGAACAGGCAAUGUCCUAAAGAUACAAAAACUACURCACAUUUGCAGCGAGCACUUUGAACACAAGGAAGGWGAAGAGAAGGAGAAAGAGAAGUCCAAGGAAUCCAAGGAUAAAGAAAAGGAAGAGGAAAAGGAAGAAGAUGGCAGCCAUCAAGGCUUUGCAGUGCUSGGCAUUGCUCUGAUUGCAAUGGCRGARGACAUAGGAUCACAGAUGGCAUUACGAGCAUUUAACCACUUGUUACAAUAUGGAGAACCUGUUAUCAGAAGGGCUGUYCCAUUAGCUCUUGCUCUUCUAUCGGCAUCCAACCCACAGCUACCAAUAGUAGAUACCCUGAGUAAACUAUCUCAUGACAGUGAUGCUGAGGUUGCUCAUAAUGCUAUCUUUUCAAUGGGUAUAGUUGGUGCAGGAACCAAUAAUGCACGCUUGGGUGGAAUGUUACGUCAACUUGCCAUGUACUACCAUAAAGAUGCUAAUAACCUAUUCAUGGUGCGACUUGCGCAGGGUUUGGUGCAUAUGGGUAAAGGCACGCUAACAGUUGGCCCCUAUCAUAGUGACAGAAGUCUUCUGAUGCCUGUUGCCGUCGGUGGUCUUCUUACAACCCUUGCUGCUUUCCUUGAUGUCAAAAAUGUUAUUUUGGGUAAAUCACAUUAUACAUUAUUCCAUUUGGUAUCUGCCAUUCAGCCAAGAAUGUUGGUAACAUUUGAUUCAGAGUUACAGCCUCUUCCUGUAACUGUGCGCGUAGGACAGGCGGUUGAUACUGUUGGUCAAGCUGGCAAACCUAAAUCAAUUACUGGUUUCCAAACACACACAACUCCAGUGUUACUUGCUCAUGGAGAAAGAGCUGAACUUGCAACAGAAGAAUAUCUCUCACUGGCACCAAUUAUGGAAGGUUUUGUUAUCUUAAAAAAGAAUCCUGAAUAUGAGAAAGAAAUGCUUGGUUAAAACAAUGCUUUUAAGUUAAAAGUACUGGCAACAUCUGAAAGAAAGAACAGCUUGAUCCAUGUUGURUUCCAUGYUUUUUUCCRUUCUCAUUUCAAGAGUGCUAACAAUAUUGGACCAUGAUAAUUUCCUGGCACUAAAAGGACGUACAUGUUAUGGCUGWUAAUUGUACCCUUCAUUCAAAAGGAUUGCAUGCCAUAGCCAUGGUCACUUGGAAUUUACUACCAAACAUUGGUGGCAAUAUUCACAUAACAACGGCAGUCGAUGUCGUCACUGCAAGAAUGAUUUUAGGUCCCUAUAGUACAUGACGACAAUUUUUGAGAUAGACCCUUUGCACGUGACUUCAAAACAGCUUCAUCUAGAGGACAAAAUAAAAGAUUUUCUCCUUUUUGUCAACCAGAAUUCAUUGUCCUCCAGRUGGAGCYGCAUUUUCAUGAACUGCAAGGGGUCUAGAGCUAUAUCGAUUGUCUCUAAACAAGUGAGGAACAAAAGAUAAGAAAUUGUCAACAAAUUUUCCAAAUGGCUUAUUAAAAUAUGUAACAUACAUGUGCA
Exaiptasia diaphana is the source of this 2983-nucleotide messenger RNA. RefSeq names its product 26S proteasome non-ATPase regulatory subunit 2. Gene Ontology annotation, molecular function: enzyme regulator activity. Gene Ontology annotation, biological process: regulation of protein catabolic process; proteasome-mediated ubiquitin-dependent protein catabolic process. The record is from RefSeq and is a predicted model, not a curated record. NCBI's taxonomy places the organism in Eukaryota, Metazoa, Cnidaria, Anthozoa, Actiniaria, Aiptasiidae. Gene Ontology annotation, cellular component: nucleus; proteasome storage granule; proteasome regulatory particle, base subcomplex.